Messenger RNA from Actinia tenebrosa (Australian red waratah sea anemone), 1375 nucleotides. Its product is annotated as E3 ubiquitin-protein ligase ARIH2. Lineage: Eukaryota; Metazoa; Cnidaria; Anthozoa; Actiniaria; Actiniidae. Gene Ontology annotation, biological process: protein ubiquitination. Gene Ontology annotation, molecular function: nucleic acid binding; ubiquitin-protein transferase activity; zinc ion binding. The record is from RefSeq and is a predicted model, not a curated record.
CCAUGACACCAGACAGUCAUGUUUUAAGUCGGACCAAAUACUAUUUUAUAACCAGCCAAAAUAAAGCAUUUAAAAACGUCCAUGAAGUACUAAAACCAUGUCAUUAGUUGAAAACAACAGUGAAGAAUCUCUAGAGGGUGAUUCAAGUGAAUAUGGAGACGAUGAUGACGAAUACGAAGACGACUACUACACCAAUAAUUAUGGAGAAGACGAAGCAAUGGACUCUUGCCAAGAUGAGGAUCCUGAAUUUUUUAGUUAUUCUUUGCUAAAUGAGGACGAAACUACAGAAUUAUUUAGUUCAAUGAUAGCUCAAGCUAGUAAAGAAUUACAGGUAUCAAGAUCCAUUGYCCGAUUUCUUUUAGUUUCAUAUAAAUGGGACCUUAAAAAGCUAGUUGAAAGGCACAGAAUUGAUCCAGUGGGAUUGUUAGUGGAUGCACAGCUCAUGCCUAAAAAACCUCCCAAACUAGGGAGUACCAGACUGUCUGUCUGUCCAGUGUGUUUUCAGCGCUGCUCCAAGUCAAGUAUAACAAGUCUGGAAUGUGGACAUGGUUUUUGUGAUGUGUGCUGGAAUGCAUAUCUAUCAAAUCAGAUUCAAAAUGGAAUAUCAACAGGCAUGGAAUGUAUGAAUUGUGAUUUAAUCAUCAGCGAAGAAAUAGUCUUAAAGCUUCUAAAGAAUGCCAGUUCAAAAGAAAAAUACAAAGAGUUUCUAUUUAAUGACCAGGUUAAGAGUCAUCCUCAGCUGCGGUGGUGCCCAGGACCCAACUGUGGUCACAUCGUUAGGGCAGAGGAAGAGGAACCAGGCCCAAAACGAGUCAUAUGUAACUUUUGUGGCUCAAUAUUCUGUUUUAAUUGUGGAGAAAACUAUCACAUACCAACAGACUGUGUUACUAUCAGAAAGUGGUUAACAAAAUGUGAAGAUGAUUCAGAAACYGCAAACUACAUCACAGCUAACACCAAAGAUUGUCCCAAGUGUGGUAGCUGUAUUGAGAAAAAUGGAGGAUGCAAUCACAUGCAAUGCAUCAAGUGUAAAUAUGACUUCUGCUGGAUGUGUAUGGGUGAUUGGAAAGUCCAUGGAUCAGAGUAUUACGAGUGUAGUCGAUAUAAAUCCAACCCUAACAUUGCCAAUGAAUCAGCCGGGAUACAGGCAAGAGAGGCGCUCAAGAAAUAUCUGUUUUACUUUGAGAGAUGGCAGAAUCACACAGACAGCUUGAAACGAGAAGCAGAAACAMGGCGCAAAAUAAACCAGAAAAUUGAAGAGAAAGUGAAUAAUAAYAUUGGAACAUGGAUUGACUGGCAGUAUCUACURAACGCUGCAGCUCUGCUGGCYAAGGUACCUUAUCAUUUGUACAUGUACCCGAUAGAUGAGGUACCAUAA